This is a messenger RNA of Rhagoletis pomonella (apple maggot), 1723 nucleotides long. Its product is annotated as centromere/kinetochore protein zw10-like. The coding region runs from base 16 to 1395 and encodes 459 amino acids. The record is from RefSeq and is a predicted model, not a curated record. The transcript is spliced from 6 exons. Gene Ontology annotation, biological process: mitotic spindle assembly checkpoint signaling; endoplasmic reticulum to Golgi vesicle-mediated transport. Gene Ontology annotation, cellular component: RZZ complex. NCBI's taxonomy places the organism in Eukaryota, Metazoa, Arthropoda, Insecta, Diptera, Tephritidae.
ACGAGUUAGUCGAAGAUGAAAUCUUUGAAAAGUAUUAUCAAAGGUGAGCAAUUAGUGCGUGAGUCUGAGCACUUGCUGCAGACAAUUAGCAGCGAAGCAAAUGCCGCACUGCGCCAAGCCAACUCAGAGCUGGGUGCGUGUAUAGACGAAUUCCGUGAAAUGUCGCUGCAGGUAUCGAAGGAUGUUAAUCAAUUGCAAGAUACUGUGAUGGCGUUGUUCCAAGCGCGUUAUAAUCCCAUUAAGAUAUGCGAUUUUCUGCUGGAAAACUGUUUAGAGCCACUAAUUUUGAAGCCAGUUUCAUUGGACUACAGCGAAGAAAAUCCCGAACAUGUGCGAUUGACACUUUCAUACUCGUUAAAAGAAAUGAGUCGAAGCUUACGUCCUUCCUACAAGAAAGGCUUUGAAAAUAUUAAGCUGGUUUUGAAUUGUUUAGCCAACAUAAAUGUUUCAGUAUCCAAUGAUCAACAACAUAACAACAUAAUGCAUAAGGACUUGCAAGAUAUGGCAUUAAUUGCUGAAAAGAAUUCCGCGGAAGAUGUAGCUAAAAAUCCCUUUCUAUUUCCUUGCUGUAUGGUCUCGAAGGGCACACUGGAAUUGAUUAAGUUGAUGGAGCGCAUACUUCGCCAAUCACAUGAUACAGAAGAUGAAAGUCUGUUAAACGUUAUCUGCGUCAUAUUGAUUUCGUAUGUUGGCGAAGUGCCGAAGAUACAUGAGAAGCUUCUAGAAAGCAUACCACAGCAAUCUGCUCUGUUCUAUAAUAAUUGCCAAUUUUUAGCACAUUGGGUGACCACGAAUUCAGAAAAGGGCAUACCCACAUACCCAGGAUUGGUUAAGACCCUACAUAUGAGUGGAAGAAAAUAUUUGAAUGUACAAAUCAAUUAUCAGCAAAAGAUUAUCAUGGGCAUACUCAAAGAAUUUGAUAUUUCCGAUGCACACACAGUUGGCACUGCGCCGUUGAAAUUAUUGCGCCAGUGUUUGCGUCAAUUAGAUUUGUUGAAAAAUGUUUGGCAGAAUGUGUUACCCGAUGCAAUUUAUAACAAGACAUUUUGCGAUAUUAUACAUGAUUUUUGUAAUGAAAUAAUACGACGUAUACUCGCAAUGGAGGACAUUUCGGCAACAGUGGCAAGUGAGUUGAGUGAGCUAAUCGGUGUCAUAUUGGAGAAGGUGCCAACUUUAUUCAAGCACAAACAUGAAGUGAUACAUAUUAAAUCUUGGAUGAAACUUGAGCAAUUGAAAAUGAUACUGAAUUAUUCGUUGCAAGAAAUCACCGAGCAGUGGUGUGAAGGUGCCGGUAUUUUAACGGCAAACUAUAAGGCAGAAGAAAUUAAGCAUCUCAUACGAGCACUUUUCCAAAAUACCGAUCGGCGCGCCAAGGCAUUAACGAAAAUUGUCUAAACAAGAUACACUGCGUUUUUUCUGGUAGUAUAAGAUUUUUAUUCUAAAAUUUUGAAAUAGUUAUUAAAUAAUAGGUAUGUUUUUCUGAAAUAUUUCUGAUAAAAGUUUUCGUUGCAUUCGCUAUUUUUUUGGUAAUAUUCGCAAUGUUUACAUGCCUUCAAGCAAGAAUUGUGCACAGAUAAUGAACGACGACUCAUCCAUCCAUUCUAUUAUCGGCGAUCAUAUCUGGGAAAAUACAAAAGCACAAAGUUUUUCAUAAGUUAUUUAUAAAUGAUGUUUUUAAUGGUUUAAUUGGAAGAUUGCAAUAAAAAACUUAUUUAUGUACGUA